Molecule: messenger RNA, 338 nt
Organism: Egretta garzetta (little egret)
Lineage: Eukaryota; Metazoa; Chordata; Aves; Pelecaniformes; Ardeidae
Product: protein lifeguard 3
Exons: 6
Coding region: 86-319 (77 amino acids)
Biological process (GO): negative regulation of apoptotic signaling pathway
Cellular component (GO): endoplasmic reticulum; Golgi apparatus; membrane
Source: RefSeq, a predicted model, not a curated record
CCUGCAGCCAGGGGGAUACCCUGCAGCAGGGGGGUAUGCACAGCCAGGGGGGUACCCAGCAGCAGGGGGGUACCCUCAGCCGGGGAUGGCCAUGCCCACCAUGCCUGUUCGUUUUGGUGACAGUGGCAUCGGGGACAGCUCCCCCCUCCAAUCAGCUGACUGGGAUGACAGGAAAGUCCGGCACACCUUCAUCCGCAAGGUCUACGCCAUCAUCUCCCUGCAGCUACUGGUGACUGUGGGGAUCAUCGCUGUGUUCACGUUCGUCUCCCCCGUCCGCUCCUUCGUCCAGAGGAAUGUUGCCAUCUACUAUGCCUCGUAGUGAGUAGUCCCCGGGGGAC